Molecule: messenger RNA, 1311 nt
Organism: Aspergillus mulundensis
Lineage: Eukaryota; Fungi; Ascomycota; Eurotiomycetes; Eurotiales; Aspergillaceae
Product: NAD(P)-dependent oxidoreductase
Exons: 3
Coding region: 1-1311 (436 amino acids)
Molecular function (GO): oxidoreductase activity; NAD binding; NADP binding
Source: RefSeq, a predicted model, not a curated record
AUGUCCAAACCAUCGAUCGGAUUCGUCGGCCUCGGAGCCAUGGGCUUCGGCAUGGCCACCCACCUCGUCAAGCAGGGCUACCCAGUCCAUGGCUUCGACGUCUUUCCAGCCUCUAUCGAGCGCUUCAAGGCCGCUGGCGGCAUUCCUGCUUACUCUCUUCGUGAAUCCGCUGAAGGCAAAAACUACUACAUCGUUAUGGUGGCGUCGUCGCCGCAGGCGCAGGCAGUCUUGUUCGCUGAAGACGGCAUCGUGCAGCACCUCCCACAAAACGCAGUCCUCAUGCUCUGCUCCACGGUCUCCUCCAUGUACGCGCAAUCCGUCGUCGCCGAACUGCAGAAUCGCGGCCGCGGCGACAUCCUCUUCGUCGACAGCCCUGUCUCCGGUGGCGCCCUGCGCGCCGCGAACGGAACUCUCUCCAUCAUGGCCGGCGCGUCCGACGAAGCCCUCAACGCCGCGCGCGACAUCCUACAGGAGAUGUCGGACGAAAGCAAGCUAUACCUGGUCCCCGGUGGAGUCGGCGCAGGGAGCAACAUGAAGAUGGUGCACCAGGUCCUGGCGGCCAUUCACAUUCUCGGGGCGAGCGAGGCCAUGGGCUUUGCGGCGCAGCUGGGGCUCGAUGCGCCGGUGAUGGCGCAGAAGAUCCAGGCCUCGGAUGCGUGGACGUGGAUGCAUGAGAAUCGCUUUCCCCGGAUGGUGGAGGAGGAUUGGAAUUCUGGCGCCAGUGCAGUGACCAUUAUUCUCAAGGAUGCGGGCAUCAUCACCACCACCGCGCGCCAGCAGCGCUUCCCCACCCCGCUGUGCUCGACGGCCGAACAGAUCUACCUCUCCGCGUUGCUGCAUGGCUGGGGUCCGAAGGACGACUCGGCGAUGGUCCGACAGUACUACGCUCGGCCCCUCUCGGAGGCCUCCGUGUCCCCCGCCGCCGACGCCGAGGCGGCCACCGAGCUGGUCUUGGACUUGAUGCGGGGUGUUAACCUUGUUGCUGCUGCGGAAGCUGUGGCAUUUGCACGGCACCUGAAAGUUGAUCUUUCCAUGUUCCACACUCUUGUCAGCCAGGCUGCUGGUGGGAGCAAAAUCUUUAUCGAGCAGGGACUGGAGAUGAUCGAGGGACGGAUCGGUGAUAAGGCUCCGGCGGGGUCGGAGAGUGUAGACCAAGUCGCUGCGAAGCUUGAGACGGUUGUACAGAAGGCGCGAGAUCUCCACUGUCCGUUGCAUCUGGGUAAUGCGGCGCUGAACGUGCUGUUUAUGACGCAGAGACAUGGGUCUGGAGCGCAGAGUAGCACGAGCGUUAUUCGGGUUUAUGGGCAGUGA